Molecule: messenger RNA, 1857 nt
Organism: Diabrotica balteata
Lineage: Eukaryota; Metazoa; Arthropoda; Insecta; Coleoptera; Chrysomelidae
Source: the annotation of a GenBank genome assembly
AUUAUAAGUGGUCUGUGGUUUGACAGAUAAGUUGGAUUAAAUCAAUAAAUAAAUAUAAAUAGAUUCGAUUAAAUACACAGCAAGCAAAACAUCUAAUAACUAGAAUUUAAUUUUUCCUGAACAAUAGCUUCUGUAGUGGUAUCCUAGUUUGUUUUAGUUGAAUAUAAAGAUUAGAAAUAAGGUAAGAAUUUUUGGACAGUAAAAUUCAGUUCUGCUGUACGGCGUCUCAAUAAAAGUGAUGAGCAACAUCUAAUUGUGAAAGUACAGUAACCCACAGAAUAAAACAAAAAUGUCUUUUAACAGAGCAGGUUACUCUCAAGAAAGGGCUCGGCCUACAAGCUGGGAAAAAGGAAAAAGUGAAAGUGGUCUUGAAGCUUUAGCCAGAAAUUACAGCUCUUUUAAUUCUGGCACAGAUAACAAAAACCGAGAAACUCGGGGAAGAAGCCCUUUCUCCCGUGACAGAAGUCCAAUGCAUCGUGAAAGAAGCCCAUUGCAUCGUGAAAGAAGCCGAUUGCAUCGUGAGAGAAGUCCAUUGCUUCGUGAAAGAGGCCCAUUACCUCGUGAGAGAAGUCCAUUGUAUCGUGAGAGAAGCCCAUUGCAUCGUGAAAGAAGCCCUUUAAAUCGUGAAAGAAGUCCAUUGUAUCAUAAAAGAAGUCCAUUGCAUCGUGAAAGAAGCCCAUUGCAUCGUGAAAGAAGCCCAUUGCAUCAUAAAAAAAAGCCCAUUGCAUCGUGAAAGAAGCCCAUUACCUCGUGAAAGAAGUCCAUUGUAUCGUGAGAGAAGCCCAUUGCAUGGUGAAAGAAGCCCUUUAAAUCGUAGAAAGUCCAUUGCAUCGUAAAAAAAGUCCAUUGUAUCGUAAAAGAAGCCCAUUACAUCGUGAAAGAAGCCCAUUGCAUCGUGAAAUUCGCGAAAGAAGUCCCCUUCGGCAAUCAAAGACAUCAAUUGAAAUCUAAAAUUGAUGAAGCAGGUUCUUUCAGCGGUAAGAAAGAUCAAUUACACGAUGAAUCUGAUGAUGACUCCAGAAGCAGAAGUUCUCCGGAGGAGAGUAGUGAUGAAGAAAAAACUUCACUACAAAAUAACUACCGAUCUAAUUUUUUGAUGGCAGUCGAUGACAUCGAAAUGAAGACAGUGGUUGUUCCUGUAGGAUAUCCAAAAGAACGGCUUAGGAAAUUUGAUGUUAUAGUUCUUAAAGCGUUACUAAAUACACACAUUGGAUUUAUGGAAGAGAAGGGUAUCACAGGGCUAGCAAUUCAACGUCUUAUGGACCGCAAAGGAGCAGCCAUUGUCGUAUGUAGAAAUAGGUAUUCGAAAGAGUGGCUAGAUAGUCUAAUUCCGCAGUUAAAGCGAAGGGAUGGUAGGGACCUAAGAAUUGCAGAUCUCAAGGAAACAGUCGGCGGCGGCGGCGGUGAAAUUCAAGCCAUAUUGUGGGUCCCUAAACAUUAUAUAAACGACAAGGAAUAUCUUACUAAAACGUUAGCAAAAGAAAAUCCAGGACUAGAAACUGGACAUUGGGUUAUAAAAUCCAGGAAGAAUAAAAAGACUGGAGUACAAAUAUAUAUAAACCAGGAUGACGUCAGUUGUCUAAAAAAACUCAAUAUGGAGCCUCUAUUCGAACGAAAGAGAGUGAAAGUAGAGAUCGCUUUUCCCAAGAUUUCUCAGAUUAAUGGAUAAAUAAUGACAGUUGCCUUUUACAAAAUGCUCUAUGGAACCAUACAGUUCUAAGUUUCGUAAUGACAAAUUCGUUCGUAUUUCAAGACGGACAAGUUGGUUUUGUUUAUAUUAGAAUAAUAAUUGUAUUAUUUUGUAAAAUUUGUAUGUAUCCACUUUAUAUUGAUAUAUAAAUAAAAUAAGGUAGUUGU